Messenger RNA from Bursaphelenchus xylophilus (pine wood nematode), 1678 nucleotides. Lineage: Eukaryota; Metazoa; Nematoda; Chromadorea; Rhabditida; Aphelenchoididae. The record is from the annotation of a GenBank genome assembly.
AUGACAAUAGAUAGUCUAGAGCUUAUUAUUGUAUUCGAAAAUGUGGCAGAAGUGUUGGUGUUAUCAGUAAAUGCGGUGCUCUCAGUCCGGCAUUUCUUCCGCCUUAAGCAUUGUCAUAAACUCGAAACCGCCAACCUGCGGAUCAUCUUCUGCUUAAGUGAUGUGUACUCGAUUACAUAUGGUGUCACAAGGACCAUUCUGUUGUUUGAUGAGUACCAAGCGUUUCUGAAUUACAUCACGUCGGAAACAUUGAAGCGAGUCCGAUGUUUCUCGCUUAUGUGGAUUCUCUAUUGGCUGACAUUUGUGUCGUUUGAGCGGUUCAUCGGGACCGUUUUGAUCAGCGAUAAGCAUGGGACCAUGGAGCGGAAGUGGAGGAUUACACUGCUAGUUUCCUGUGUAAGACAAAGUUUUUCACAGAAGUUUAUUGUCACACAGCUUAGAAUAAGUUUUUUCUAAGACAUAUGCGAGUCCCCUAGGUCACGCUUUGCGGAAAAAGGCCGCGAAUUUUAGGCCGAAAGUUGGACAGAAUGUCUCACUUUUACACCAAUUUCGAUGCGACAAGUCAUGCCUACUAGCGUAGGAGGUAAUGCUUCCACAAAAAAUCUAUUUUUUGAAACUGGCAAAGAUAGGAACUAAUUGUAUUUCUCUCUGAUCGCUCUCCACGUUUCACAUAAUCCCUCGGCGGUAAAGAUCAAUCAAUAUAUCGGCUUCCUCUGGAAAGCACGAGCCAAAAGUUUAAAGAAUUGAUUCGUGGCGUAUGCAAAAUUUAAAGAAAAUCAAUUGCUUUGAAAUUAGGGCCUAUAGAACCAGUAAUUUCAGCAUUUCUUGUGCCUUUUUGGGACCAUCAUCGAUAAAAUACGUAAGUAAACAUUGCAGAAAGCGAAACGUCUGUUUCUAGCGGAUUUUUAUCCUGGCACAACGAACGAGAUUCUGGUGCCAUCUACCGUGAUUCUUUCGUCCUUUUCUAUAGCGGUGAGUGGUCUGUCAUGCGCGUAGAAAAUCAAUUUCUUUUACGCAAAACUCUCGAAGAUACGAAGUAUUUUUAUAUCAUGUACUCUCUGGGCUGAAUUAACUAGACUCGUGUACAUUUUCAGGGUUUUUUCUUGUUGAAGCGCACAAACAUCUAUUACUAUCACACGAUGCGGUUUGCCGGGUUGUCAACGCAAUUCAAGGUGAGUUUGAAGCCAGGAACGGUUGUAUUUGGAUUUCGAAACCCCUGAGCUUGUUUUCUUCAGAUUUCACGGAACAUUCGGCUGUUGAAUCAGCUCGAAAAAUGGUUUAUACUUGUGUUUAUCGACUUUACCAUCACAAACAUUGUCAUCAUUGCCAGCUACGUUGGCGACUACCAUGGCCAUACGCCGAACAGGCCAGUGUUUGGGGUAUAUCUUGUCCUCCUCGCCUUCAUGUUCACAUUGUCCUCGCUGACAGCGCUCACGCAUGACGUUAAUCAUUACGUGAGGUGAGAAGGUGGUUUGCGAUCGUGCUCUGCGCAUGCUCUUUGAAUAUUCCGCAGCUGGAAUUGGGAAUUUCUCGUUUUAGGAAGUCGGUGAAGCCACAGGACACAAAAGAAGUUGCAAUCGUCAAUGUUUUGAACCAAAACAUUUUCGUGGAAAACACGCCCGAAAACAACUUCAACGCGCUGCAACAAAUUUGGAUGGAGACGAAGAGCCAAAAGUAA